Triplophysa rosa is the source of this 2074-nucleotide messenger RNA. RefSeq names its product formiminotransferase cyclodeaminase N-terminal like 1 (gene ftcdnl1). The transcript is spliced from 6 exons. Bases 151 to 1140 code for a protein of 329 amino acids. Gene Ontology annotation, molecular function: transferase activity; folic acid binding. The record is from RefSeq and is a predicted model, not a curated record. NCBI's taxonomy places the organism in Eukaryota, Metazoa, Chordata, Actinopteri, Cypriniformes, Nemacheilidae.
CAGAAGGAUUAUGAAGUGGCGACUGCAAUACCUGCAGCGGGAAGCUCGAAAUCAUUGCAAAACCUGUCCAAAGAACAACUGUGCGUGACCUCAACCAUUAUCCUGCGUUAAGGAUAAUCCGAUCUGCAUUCGGCGUUUAACCAGUCAGGAAUGUCCUGCUCCUCUCUUGGUCGGCGGCUGGUUGCGUGUCUCCUGAACAUCUCAGAGGCGCGGAGACGAGACCUGGUGGAGACAGUAGCCAGAUCAGCUAUCACCGACGCGCACGGAAGAGCGCGUGAGGGCGUCACAGUGCUGAACAUCUUCAAUGACUUCGACUACAACCGCUCUGUCAUUACUAUUGUUGCAAGCAUUGACCUAAUAAGAGAGGCUGUAUUGUCAGCUUGUCAACAUGCAUGUUCUAUCAUUGACAUGAAUGCCCAUGAUGGCAUCCACCCAUGUAUGGGUGCUGUGGAUUUGGUUCCUCUUUAUCCGCUCGGGGAGGAGGUAGGCCUGGAGGACUGUGGACAAGAAGCCCAGGCAUUAGCCAAGGCUCCGACAGAGAGAGUUCCAGGUUCCAGCGCAUUUUUGUUUGGCUGGGCAGAUUCUCAGCAUCGAAGUCUGGCUCAAAGGAGGAAGGGGAUUGGCUGGUUCAAAAAGGCCAGGGACAUAUCAACCAUACAACCAGAUAUAGGUCCACAGCCAGCCAGAAGAUAUGGCAUUACUGGUGUUGGUGCCAGCCCCUAUACAAUGAACUGCAACGUAACCAUAGAUACUCAGGAUCUGUCCUUGGGACGGUUUUUGGCUUCAGCAAUCCGUGAAUCCAGUCCUAAUGGUAUCCCUGGAGUGCAGGUCAUAGCCUUGCCACAUGAAGGUGCUGUGGAAAUUGCUUGCAACGUCGAAAGCGUUGAAAAUGGAUCCCAGUCUUUCUCUUAUGAAGGGGAGCCAUGGCCAGGCUUCACCAUUAGAGGGCAAAACUUAUACCAUGCUCCAGCUUCGCUAAUCACAGCACGAGUGGCUUUGCUGGCUAGGCACCAUGGUGUGGCCAUCAAGGGUACAGCCCUGGUAGGCUUUACCCCGUGUGAGUGCCGAAGCAUGGCAGAGGGUGCACUAUCAAAGGGCAUUAAACAGUUUUGGAAAAAGCUGCCCCAUAUACACAUGUAAAAAAUAAAGCAGUUAUUAAUACUAGGUGGAAAACAACCCAGUUUUUUUUUUAGUGUGUGGGUUUCCAUAUUGACGCUUCCUUUAUAGGAAGGCAGUUCUUGGGUCUCACAUGUAACAUUACAUACAAAAUUAAUAUCCGAGGAUAUAAUAUAUAUAAUUUUCUAUGCACACAUAGGAAUAAAAUACUGUGCGCACACUGCAAGCAUGAAAUUUAUGAACGUUUUAUACGAGACCCUUGUUUUAGCUUAUCAGUAUUGAAUGUUUGUAUUCAAUUGUCAAUGCUAAAACAGGCUUUUGUUCAUCAAGUUCAAAUAACAUGGCAGCUUUUAAAUUAUAUCUAGAAACCAUAUUCACUUAAUAGGUCAUAAAUGCACAUCUUAUAUGCAAGGAAUUCGUCUGGUCUAGGUCUUGCAUUGCCGAAUGAAAAGUAUAAAGACAGCUAGGAAAAACAUCAAAACUGCAGUUUUGUUGACAAAAUGUAAUAUGCUCUACUAGUCCCUUUGGAUAAAGCAUCUGUUAAAUGAAUAAAUGAAAUGUAAUAUGCAGUAACCUACCUGGCAAAAAGAUAUACAUACUAGCAUGAGAUUCUUACUAAAGAAAUAGAAAACACUCAUGAGCACUUGCAUAAACAGCACAUUUCAGGGUCCAAGAUAUCAAUUUACUUACCUAAAAAGGGAAGGCCAUCUUAAAAUGGGUAGCACUGGUGCAAGGCUGGAUAUCAAAUCUACAGGCGAAGCAGCCACUCACGUUGACAGUAAUGCAAAAAUAAUAAACCCUUUAGCUAGCUACAUUUGCUUGACUGACAGCAUCCAUUACAUAUUAAACAUUUUAAGCCAAUACAAAUAAAGUAUUGAUGUCAGUAUAAAGCAGCACAAAAUGUGUCCGAGUGCAACUGACGUGUAUGAGCUGAUGCCUCGUUUCACAAAAUCCUAAU